AUGUAUAAAUCUCAAUCCAAACAUCACUCUAUUAAUAAUAAUCCUCACAGUCAAUUCUCCAUCACUACCCCUUUAAAUGACUUAUAUCCUGACUUACCCCAACAAUAUCAACUAUUGUCAAUCUUAGGUGAAGGUGCUUUCUCAAUCGUCUAUAAAGCCAUUGAUAAAACCACAAACUCCAUCAUUGCCAUUAAAAUUAUCGAAAAAGUAAACCUAUCACCAAAACAAUUUAAUAAUAUUCAAAAUGAAAUCAUCAUUAUGAAUAAAUUAUCAAAUCAUGAUAAUAUCUUAUCAUUAAUAAAUUCAUAUAACACCCCAAACCAUUGUUUUUUAAUCCUUGAAUAUUGUAAUGGUGGUGAAAUCUUUAAUAAAAUCAUUGAAUAUACUUAUUUUUCCGAAAAUUUAUCUCGUCAUAUCUUUAAACAAUUAUUAUCUGCCAUUCAAUAUUUACAUGAUAAUAAUAUUGUUCAUAGAGAUAUAAAACCAGAAAAUUUAUUAUUUAAAACUAUCCCUCAUUUUAAUCAAUCAACUACUACAUUUCAUCAAAAUUUAAGAAAACUGGAUGAUGUUUCAAAAAUUGAUGAAGGAGAAUUUAAAAAUCAUAUUGGAGGUGGAUCAAUUGGCAUUAUUAAAUUAGCAGAUUUCGGUCUUGCCAAACAAUUAAUCAACCCCACCACCACUACAUCAUCAUCUUCAUCAUCAAAUCCAACUUCAACCAAUCUUAAUACUCCUUGUGGAACAGCAGGAUAUACCGCUCCAGAAAUAAUCACUUGUGGAACAUCUUCAAAGAAAAUAGCCCUUAAACAAAAGAAAAUAAGUUAUUCAAAAGCAGUUGAUAUUUGGUCCUUGGGUUGUUUCCUCUAUACCAUUCUUUGUGGAUUUCCUCCAUUCUAUGAUGAUGAUGCCAAUCAAUUAACUCAUAAAAUCAUCACGGGUAAUUAUACAUUUUUAAAACCAUGGUGGGAUGAAAUUAGUCAUGAUGCAAAAGAUUUAAUUUCCAAGAUGUUAGUUUGUGAUCCAAAUGUAAGAAUCACCAUUGAUCAAAUUUGGAAUCAUCCUUGGUUAAAUGAUGGUGAUGAAACUUAUUUUAAUAAUCAUAAAUAUGAAGUAUACCCAUUUGAACAACAAAAAGAAAAAGUUGUGUUGGAUGAUGAUGAUGAAAUUGUCAGUAGUACUUUAGCUGAUGCUAUUAGAAAAGUAUUUGACAAUCCUGCCAUGCAUCCUCGAUUAGUUACGGCUGAUGGGGUUAAUGAUAUUGCUGUACAGUUCAUUGAGAAUAUAAAUGAAGAUGUUGAUGAAGAAGAUGAAGACGAGGAUGACGAGGAAGAAGUGGAGGAUCCUCAUCAUGUCGACCAUACUUUCUCUAAUCAGCAUCAUUUAUCAUUGGAUAAUUAUGAUAAUUUAUCCAUCCCCAAAUCUCAUAAAGUUUAUCCAAAAUCACCAAAUCCAAAUCAAUUGAAUUUUAAAAAUGUAUUUAAAAUUGAUAAGAGUAAAUUACAUUUAUAUAAUGAUGAUGAUGAUGAAGAAGAUGAUGAUGACGAUGAUGAUGAAGAUAUUGAUCAAUUAACUAGUUUAACUAAGGAAUUCUCCAUCAAUCGUAGAAAUUCAUCCAAACAUCAAUCUCAAGAGACGACUACCACCACUACAAAUGCUACAACAGUGCCUCCACCUGCUCCUACUCGUAAAUUCUCAUUUGAAUUGGAUGAUGAAGAUUAUGAAUUAUCAUCAACCAUCUCCAAUUCAAAUUCUACCGGAUCUAAUUCAGAACCAGAUACAAUUCAAACCAGAUCUUCAUCCAUCAUAUCGGGUAUGAAUGGAGAUUUCAAGUUCACAUUAAAUCUUAAUGAUUCAAAUUUAUUAUCCAGAAGAAGAUCAUCAACAUUAUCGAGAAGUAGAAAUCAAUCUCAUCCUCAUAUUCAAACUUCUACCCCGGGGAAUUCAUCACCUACAUCUCCCAAUCCAAAUCUGAUUAUUAAAAGUACAACUUUAAUGAUCCUGGAUUCUAAUGAUGCCACUUCAUCUCCAAGUCUUUCUGGUAAUUCAAAUACUACCAUAAGUGCUAUACUCUGA
Scheffersomyces coipomensis is the source of this 2070-nucleotide messenger RNA. RefSeq lists its product as uncharacterized. Gene Ontology annotation, molecular function: ATP binding; calcium/calmodulin-dependent protein kinase activity. Bases 1 to 2070 code for a protein of 689 amino acids. The record is from RefSeq and is a predicted model, not a curated record. NCBI's taxonomy places the organism in Eukaryota, Fungi, Ascomycota, Pichiomycetes, Serinales, Debaryomycetaceae. Gene Ontology annotation, biological process: cellular response to oxidative stress; protein phosphorylation. The transcript has 2 exons.